UUAGUUAUGCCUAGUGACUGGCGCGAGAACAGUGACAGCGAGAAGAUUGUUGUGCUGCCGGCCACACUGCAGAAGGUCAGAGAGAGAAGAAGAGGAGAGAGGCAAAUACAGGGGCAGAGGAAGAGACGGGUGGGGUGCUUGGAUGUACAUGAACAUGCCGACAGGAGAGUGUUUGGACGAGCGAUGACAGCCAUGCUGAGCCCAAAGAUCAGACAGACCAGGAGAGCCAGGUCCAAGAGCAUGGUGAUGGGCGAGGUGUCGCGGGGCCCAUGUCGGCCAGCCUCCCCCAGUCUCCAGGAGGGGGCACUGAAAGCUGGCUGGCUGAAGAAGCAGCGUAGCAUCAUGAAGAACUGGCAGCUACGAUGGUUCGUUCUGCGCUCAGAUCAGCUCUACUUCUACAAAGAUGAGGAAGAAACCAAACCACAGGGCUGUAUAACUCUGCAGGGAUGCCAGGUCAACGAGCUUGCAGCUAACCCAGACGAACCAGGAAGACACCUCUUUGAAAUUGUACCAGGUGGAACAGGAGAGAAGGACCGAGCGCCGAUCAGCCAUGAGUCCUUCCUGCUCAUGGCAAACUCCCAGACAGACAUGGAUGACUGGGUCAAGGCCAUACGGCGGGUCAUCUGGGCACCAUUCGGAGGAGGGAUAUUUGGUCAGCAUCUGGAGGACACAGUGCAGUAUGAGAAGAAGUUCGGCCCCCGGUUGGCCCCCCUGCUGGUGGAGCAGUGUGUGGACUUCAUCAGGGAGAGGGGUCUCGAUGAGGAGGGCCUCUUUCGGAUGCCAGGUCAGGCUAACUUGGUCAAAGAGCUGCAGGAGGCCUUCGACUGCGGGGACAAACCUCUGUUUGACAGCAACACUGACGUUCACACAGUGGCAUCUUUGCUGAAGCUGUACCUAAGGGAGCUACCUGAACCAGUUAUUCCCUUCUCCAAAUAUGAAGACUUUCUAACCUGUGCACAGCUUUUGUCCAAAGAUGAGGAGGAGGGAGUCCAGGAGCUUGGAAAGCAAGUUAGCACUUUACCUCUUCCUAACUACAAUCUCCUCAAGUACAUAUGCAAAUUCCUUGACGAGGUCCAGUCUCACUGUAAUGAGAACAAGAUGAGCGUCCAGAACCUUGCAACUGUAUUUGGACCAAAUAUCCUACGACCCAAAAUGGAGGACCCAGUCACUAUCAUGGAAGGCACCUCACUAGUCCAGCACCUGAUGACAAUCCUCAUUAGGGAACACGAUCGGUUGUACUCAGGGAGGGACGAAGAGGAACCCACUGUACUCCAGACAGGGCUCUUUGUGCAGGGGCAUCAGCUCCAACAUCGCAGCUUGGGAGCCUGGAUAUCUGAGGAGGACCUCCAGACCUGCCCAAUCUCCAACGCUGACCAAGAGCUGAACAGCAGUGCCUCCUCUCUGGAUGCCAAACUGUGCGCAGCCAUCACAUCCACCCAGACCCCUAACCCAAACCCCGGACCAAAAUUGGGGUCUUCGUCAGGGAAGGGAGAGACUGUGGUCAGCCCAAGUAAACAAGCCAAGACCAUGCCAUCCUGGAAGUACUCAUUUAAAAGCUCCUCAGCGCCUCGAUCCCAGCCACAAGCUAAGCAAAGCAACAGCGGCAGCUCCGUGGCUGAUACUACUAGUGUAUCUUCCGGUGGAGGAGGAAGUGGUGGUGGAAGUAAUUGGCUCAUGAAUGGUUUGUCCUCCUUGAGGGGACACCGGCGGACAUCAUCGGGUGAACGGUCUGUUCGUGACCGUGACUCCACGGGCUCCUCACAGAGACUGUCCACCUACGACAACGUCACCUCCUCCUCCAGCGUGGGGAGCGUGCCAAGUGUAUGCAACACACCUUGGUCCACCUCCUCCUGUGAGAUCUCUGGCUCUGGAAGUGAGCCUCCAGCAAACCAGAACUUAGGAGGUGGGGUAGCAGCUGUAGAAAGGGGGCAGUUUAUGGAGAGUCAGAAGGAGAGAGAGAGACUAAGUGAUGGGGGAAUAACAACAGACCCAGGCUCUGAGCAGGAAAGUUGUGAAGCCAUGGAGUUGUGCAGCAGCAGCGCAGCCUGCAGUGAGAAUGGAAACAUGGCCACAGCAGCCGGUGUCACAUCCAGUAUCAUCUCUGAGGAUGGAGUUAAUGGAACUCUGAGCAGUCUGGUGGAAGGGCUGAGGGAUGAGUUGAGGAAACAGAAGACUACCUAUGAAGCCAGGAUCCAAAAAUUGGAGGAGUCCAGUGUUGCUUUGUGUGCCCACAUGGAACAUUUAGAACAAGAGAUGGAGCAGGAAAGGAAGAAGCAACGCAUGCUGGAGAUCAAACUACGAAACUCUGAGAGGGCACGCGAAGAUGCAGAGAAUCGCAACCGGCUUCUGGAGAAGGAGAUGGAGGAUUUCUUUUCUACACUGGGAGAUCUGGCCCUGGGUGCGAGAACUAGCAACAUUUGAUCCAUCAAGGCCACUCAUCUAUCUGUGGCCAAAACUGUGGUUUUAAUUUCAGAUGGCUGUUUUUUUUUUUUAAGGGCUCAUCCUCUGCAGUGCAUAAGGGCAUUCUGUCACCAGAAUAGAAGGUAACUGACCAUAUUUAUGUACAUGGAGAUUAUAGAGGAAAUUCUGAAGGACAUAUCAAAUUGGGACCAAUGGUUCUAGUUAGAAUGAUCUCCAUUAAACACUUGAGUGAUGUUAUGCUUGAAACAAUGUUAAAAAGUGCUCCUGUGAUUCCAGUUCUUGUGAUGAGGAAUGGGAUUUGUCUUGUGAAGGCAGUAUUUUAAUAGUUCAGGUACUUGUAUGUGACUGAUGGAAUAUAAUGUAAUUUCUCUGACUAUUUCAACCACUACUUUACACUAAGUGACUGGAUUUUGUGCUAAGAUCUGUUUGAGAUUUCACUGUUGAAUGCAGACAGUUGACUGAUAUUGACCUUUAUAUUGAGUGAAUUUUUAGACAUUUUUGGAAAUAUUUUCACUUUCUUGCUGAGGGUUAGGUAAAAUGUUUGAUCCUAUUUUGUCUGUCCAUCAAAUAUAAAGCUACAGCUAGCAGACUAUUAGCCUGGCUUAACACAGAAAUCCCAGGAAAAGAGCUGGUCUAGGAGACUCUUGCAGCAGCGCUACAGUGUGCAAGGGGCUGGGUCAUGUGACUGCAUUAAGGCAGCCAAAGCUACUUCUACUGCUCGCAAGUAAGGAUGCACCGAUACCACUACUUUUCAGACCAAGUAUGAGUACUUACAUUUGAGUAUUCACUAGUAAUGAGUACUUAAUGAUGUAAUGUUUCUGCUAUAAAAAAAACAAUUACCAUAAAAGUGCAGUGGCUUCAGAGAGCUCUCAACAGAGAAGCUGAGUUUGUAGCCGGCUUUACUUUAGUUGUCGUCACUUAUUUUAAAAUAUCCUCAAACUGCUGAAAUUUCUUUUCUGCUGCCCAGCGACCGACUCAGCCAGCGGGAAGUUAAUGUAAUGCUGCCAUAAUCUGUAUCGGUCAGACAUCUUCUAUGAGUACACUGUUUCCUCUACCAUUAUAUUAGGGGGUGCCCCGCCCCCCCUUGAAGGUCAAGUUAAUUUUAUUUUCUAUAUAGCGCCAGAUCACAACAGAAGUCAUUUAAGGUUACCUUUCCUAUAGAACAGGUCUAUAUACCUUGUUCAUUUAUUAAACUAACUAUAUAGCCUUGUGUAAUGUUAUUUACACCAUGCCAUGUCAUUUCUGUCUCUACAUGGUCGCACGUUUACAAUAGUGUGGAUGCUGAGUCAGCAUCCACACUAUUGUAAGCCUGUUCCUUAUUAUUCUCAUUUCCUCCAUACUUUUUUCACAGCUGAAUAACUCCAACAUACUUUCAGCUAGACCAUUUAAAUAUCAAAAUGUUCAGCUUUUUAGGAACAUGAUGGUGUGUAUUCAGCUGUUUUGUAA
This is a messenger RNA of Monopterus albus (swamp eel), 3867 nucleotides long. Its product is annotated as rho GTPase-activating protein 22. Gene Ontology annotation, cellular component: focal adhesion. The coding region runs from base 7 to 2421 and encodes 804 amino acids. Gene Ontology annotation, biological process: signal transduction; activation of GTPase activity. The record is from RefSeq and is a predicted model, not a curated record. Lineage: Eukaryota; Metazoa; Chordata; Actinopteri; Synbranchiformes; Synbranchidae. Gene Ontology annotation, molecular function: GTPase activator activity. The transcript is spliced from 12 exons.